UCCUGGAUUUGGUCAAAGGUAUGAAUUUGCUUUGCCGAAGACUGAACCGUCGAGGACUUUGAACAACUCUACUCAAAUUCAUAUUUUUUCUUCAAGUAAUGGACAUUUGAUUACCAUUUUUGCCUCCAGUUUGUUCCUGAAGGAAAGGCUAGCCUAUAGCUAUCACAGCCCCACCCAUAAGAAGUCUUUCAGUUGAUAUUAAAACCAUGAAGGUUGACGAUAUAAAAUUGAUGAAAUAAGAGAUAUAAGUGCAUGAAAAGCACACUCUGAUAUACCCGAGACGCUGAGGAUCUAUAGUAUCAAUAGUAAGUCUAUUUUGAAGUUAAAUUGAAUUGAGAUCAAUCAAAUGAAAAUAGGCGUAGAGAAUAGGCUAGCUAGCGGUAGCUGGCUAGCAGGCACCGUAAGUUAGCUUGGUUCUUGGCAAACAAUUUGAAAAUAGACAAUGUUAUAGUAUGAGCUCACACAGGAAAGUGGACGGAGGCACAAGGCUCCGUUUCUUUGUGUGUGAGACGGAAUGGGCGAAUUGUGCAAAUAAAAUUAAAUGUAGCCAGUAAAUUCGUAAAAUAACCAUAAGCAAUCUAUUCAUAAAGAUUGCCGUAGGCAUAGAAAGCCAGUUCCUGCUCAUGAAGUCGGACUUUUUGCCUGCCAGAUUUGUUUUGUAGGGGCUUCUCCAUGGAACGAACACCCACCGCAAUCUAUACAUAAAGAUUGCGUUAGUUUGACGAUUGUGGACAUAUUUUAUGAAGCACUCUAUUGAAAUGUUGAUAAUUAUAGCACAGUGACUUCACGAAAGCCCGCACCAUUUACUCGGCAAUCUGUGGAUAAAGAUUGCAGGAUGACUCAAGCGAAGUGAUCUUUCGAAGCACAAACAGUCGGGAUUGACAAAAUGGUGGAUUGGUUGUGGUUUGCUUGUCGUCCUCGGACAGCUCCGGGGGCUAGCCGUGUUCUUGGAGCAACUCUUGGGAGUUUUUACAAAACUGAAACCGAAGUAUAGACUGAUGUCCAUCGCGGUGUCUUGAGUGCCAUGCGCGUAUGCUUCGCUAGAUGUCUGCUGUACGUCGCCUUGUUUUUCUGUCGACCAGCUCAGUAUUUGCUCUGAGAGCCAUUGUUGCUUGUGUAACAUAGGGAUUGGUUUGCCGUCGUCGAAGUGGUUAACAGAGGGAGGGCCCUGAUUAGCAGUCAGCCUCCUGCUCCCUCCCAUUGCCGAGCGGCUAAGUCACAGCAGCGGGCCUGUUCCCAGCUAUGACAGAUGCUUAAGCGCAAGCCAUAUAUAGGCAGCGUGAUCUGCCCUUGUGUAACCGAGGGCGUUCAGACCCUCAAUCUGUGUCUCCUUUAUAAAUAUAUACCUUGUUUUCUUACUCAGUCAAGUCUGCUGUUGCGACACCGUUAUAAAACUAUUGUAAAUAUUUGUUGUAGAAAGCUUGGUCAUUGAGUACAGGCAUAGAUUGUUUUGCACUAAUGUACCAGUGAGAUAUAUAACAACAACACAGUGUGACUCUGCACAAAUAAUGUUCUUUCCCCCCACUGUACCAGGACCCAGGGCCACGUUUUUAACACUGAUUGUGUGUGUGUAUAUAUAUAUAUGUGUAACAAUUGUGACAUUUACAGGAAUUGGGUUAUUUGCAGUGUUGUGGAGGUCUGAGACUAUAUAAAACUUCUACUACAACAGUUACACGGAUAUGGCAGGUGGACCAGUGGACCCCAGAGAGAUUUUGAAGGGUGUGGAGGCUCUGCUGGGGAAGGAUGGAGAGCUCCGCAGCCUGGAGGGAGUCCCAAAGGUGUUUAGCCUCAUGAAAGCUUCUACCAAGAUGGUCAGUAGAUGUAUGUACCUGAACAUCCUGCUGCAGACCAAGUCCCAUGAUGUUCUGAACAGGUUUAUCAGAGUUGGUGGCUACAGACUGCUCAACUCCUGGCUCACCUACUCUAAAACCGCCAACAACACCCCCUUGCUGCAGCUCAUCCUGCUCACACUACAGAAGCUGCCUCUCAAAGUGGACCACCUGAAACAGAACAACACGGCCAAGCUGGUGAAGCAGCUGAGCAAGAGUGCAGACACCGAAGAGCUGAGGAAGUUGGCGUCCGUGCUGGUAGACGGCUGGAUGGCUACGAUCCGUUCCCAGAGUGUCUCGAGCAGUGCCAACUCUCCUGCUGAUAAGAAAAAGAAGAAAGAGGAGAGCAAGGUUCCGCUGCGGGACGUGAAGGAAAAGAGUGUCGAUGAGGAGAAGAAGAAGGAGAAACCUAAAGCUCAUGCACCCAGCCACGCAAAGAUCCGCUCCAUAGGACUGGAGAUGGACACUCCCAACCCGGCCCCUGCUAAGAAGACGCCCACUGCCCCACAGCUGGGUGACAAGUACAACAUCAAGCCUCCAGUCCUCAAGAGGCCCAGCACUGGUCCAUCAGAUGCUCCGCCUCUGGAGAAAAAAUACAAACCUCUGAACACCCCCUCUAACUCUGCCAAAGAGAUCAAAGUCAAGAUCAUUCCAGCUCAGCCGAUGGAGUGCACAGGGUUCCUAGAUGCUCUGAACUCUGCCCCAGUCCCCGGGAUCAAGAUCAAGAAGAAGAAACCUAGUACUGGUACAACAACUAAUACCAAGGCAGUCUCCCCCACGUCGAACAAGCCGAGUCCAUUUGACAGCAAACCCUCUACAUAUUCCUCAUCUUCUGCUAAACCGUCAUCUCCAGAAACCGCUGCUUCCAUCACUCCUGCUGAUGAAAACCAGGAGCCGGAGCAGCCUGGAACCCCUGUUCCUUCUGAGGACCCCGAGGCUUCUGACAACGGUGAGAAGCCUAACGCUCUGGCAGAACCGCGCGGAGAAGAAGAAAGUUUGACCAAGAAGGGCAAGAAGAAGAAGACGGUUCACUGGGCUGAGGAGGAGCAGCUCAAACACUACUUCUACUUUGAUCUGGACGAGACAGAGAGAGUCAACGUCAACAAGAUUAAGGACUUCGGUGAGGCCGCCAAACGAGAGCUGAUGAUGGACCGGCAGACGUUUGAGAUGGCUCGUCGGCUCUCCCAUGACACCAUGGAGGAGAGGGUACCCUGGUCACCCCCGAGGCCUCUGACGCUGACCGGUAGCCUGGUCAUCCCUGGGGCCAACAGCACAGAGAAACUAACCCAGAGAGAUCGUGAGAUGGGCAUUCUGCAGGAGAUCUUCCUCAGCAAAGAAAGUGUGCCUGACAGUCCACAUGAACCAGACCCAGAGCCUUAUGAACCCAUGCCUCCCCGUCUCAUCCCUCUGGAUGAGCAGGACUCGUCCAUGCUUGAUGACGGCUACGCCGAGCCCAUGGAAACCACAUCACAACAGGCCUCUGCCAUGGCUCAGACCGAGAACUCCAAGCUGCCCCCUGUCCUGGCCAACCUCAUGGUCAACCUGAGCAACAGCUCCCGCAGCCCGCAACCCACGAACACCGCCAGCAACCCCGUGCCUCCCACCGUCAACGUACAGGAGCUGCUCUCAUCUAUCAUGGGUGCUUCUGGCAGCCAGUCUACUGAAGACUUGAUCAAGCAGCCGGACUUCUCAGACAAGAUUAAACAGCUACUGGGAUCCCUGCAGCAGACUCAGAACCAGAACCAGGGUGGACCUCCACCAGUCAACCAGGGUCUGCUGGGCCACGGGCCAGGCAUGAACAAUAUGAACAACAUGAACAUGCACAUGCAGAUGCCCAUGAACGGGGGCUACCCCCCCAACAACCCGCCCGGCGGGCCUCGCUUCAACCACCCCCCGCCCCCUCACAACCAUGGGCCACCUUUCAAUGCUGGUGGAGGCCCGCGUAUGAUGGGCCCGCCGCCGGGCCAGGGCCGAGGAGACAACGGCAAUUACUGGGGAGAUGACUCCAUGAGAGGAGGGCCCCACAGGGGGGGUCACUUCCACCGAGGAGGACGGGGCCGAGGAGGAGGAGAACCAGGCUUCAGGGGCCGAGGACGAGGAGGGCCCAGAGGAGGACACAACAACAUGAAUGACAUGUCCAAAAGGCCUGUGUGUCGUCACUUCAUGAUGAAGGGAAGCUGCAGGUACGAGAGCAACUGUGCUUUCUACCACCCCGGCGUAAAUGGACCACCUUUGCCUCCCAACCACCCCGCUAACAACCAACACAACCAGCACCCACAGCAUGGACACUAGGUGACACUGCUGGGAACAGCUGUGAGAACGUUUGGCCUCUGGAAGGCAUUCUCUGUGAUGAAACCGUUGCACGGUGUGGGGGCCGCUGGGUGUGACACAGGCACAGAACGAGUUGGGGGUGGUGUCCUUAGACUCUGACGUGUCUGAAGGAGACGGGCCUGGAACAGUGAGCUCUGCCUUACCUGAGAAAACAAAGAAGACAGGAGAGAGGGGCGUGGACUGAGGGGCUGUGAGAUGAUCACUGAUGGGACUCUUUUUAUUGGGAUCAUUUUUAACAGUGAGACUGAAACACACCACACUUGACCACUAUGUCUGAGUUGCUGCCUAUCUGCUCUGUCACUUUCCACACCAUUAACAUGGUCGACCAAAUGGAAGUCUCCUGCUCAGCAGAGAGCCUUCCACAUCACUGAAUUCCCUUCUUAUUGAGGCUGUUGUACUGUGUAAUACAUGUGAUGUGCUUUCAUCCGUUAGGUUUGUACAGAAGAGUCAAAUGUUUUUCUUUAUUACAUGAUUCUGAAAUCUGAGACAAACAUUUAGGAAGCACUUUAUAAAGAUAAAGGCCAGCAAGAAAAGCCACAGCUGGGAUUCAUUCAAACUGGGCCUGAAGAAGAACUGCAUAGUAUUUAAGCUGCUUUAUUUCCCCCUUGACCUCUGCAGAAAAUAGAAGUGAACUGUGCUGACCUGAUGAACAGGUCUUGCUUUUUUUCUUUUCUUACAGCAGCAGAUAUUGAAUGUGAAAGAAACAACAGGAGUGUGUUAUUAUAUAGAAUCUUUUCCCUCUGCUCUGGCUCAGCAACUUGACGUGUGUGUGGCCUGACAAUCAUGAGCGUCAAACAUGUCACGGUCCUGUCAGAGGGGGGCGGCUUCUCCCUGAACCCAGGAGGGGUUACUGUCAGUGUUAGGAGGCAGGUGCUCUGUGGGUCAGCGAUAUUAAGUGUUUUCUGUGAAAACAAUGACCUGUGCGUCUCUUGUGGGACUGUAAGAAUGUAAUAUUUCUGUUGUUCCCUCCCCCUCCAUGUACUUUUUUAUUUUGAUAUGAGAACGUUGGCCCUUUUUAACAUGGGCUGGGUUUUUUUGUCAGUAUGAAAUGUUUGUAUUCAUGUGUUUGUAUGAAUACAGAACACACAUUCAUAGUCAUAUUUUCAGUUGAAUUCUUUUGUACACUGUGUAUUGAAUAAAUGUCCAAACAUAAA
Messenger RNA from Micropterus dolomieu (smallmouth bass), 5314 nucleotides. RefSeq names its product protein phosphatase 1, regulatory subunit 10 (gene ppp1r10). Lineage: Eukaryota; Metazoa; Chordata; Actinopteri; Centrarchiformes; Centrarchidae. The coding region runs from base 1680 to 4121 and encodes 813 amino acids. The transcript has 19 exons. The record is from RefSeq and is a predicted model, not a curated record. Gene Ontology annotation, molecular function: metal ion binding. Gene Ontology annotation, cellular component: nucleus.